This is a messenger RNA of Nymphalis io (European peacock), 1135 nucleotides long. RefSeq names its product dynein light chain Tctex-type 1 (gene Dlc90F). NCBI's taxonomy places the organism in Eukaryota, Metazoa, Arthropoda, Insecta, Lepidoptera, Nymphalidae. The transcript has 3 exons. The coding region runs from base 159 to 509 and encodes 116 amino acids. Gene Ontology annotation, molecular function: dynein intermediate chain binding. Gene Ontology annotation, biological process: microtubule-based movement. Gene Ontology annotation, cellular component: cytoplasm; cytoplasmic dynein complex. The record is from RefSeq and is a predicted model, not a curated record.
CCCAUUCGCGAAUGGUUUACUACACUCUAUGACUAACUAUUGACUUUUCUAACUGUCAUUUAAUUUGCAAGUUUGAGAUCUUACUGUAGCGUCAAAUUUUAUUGUUUUGAUAUUUUCUGUAAUCCUAAAAAAACUCUAAGGCUGUUUUAUUUUUAAUCAUGGAAGUUAAAGAAUGCAACGAUUUGUCUGAAGAAAAUCAAUUUAUUGUAGACGAUGUGAGUAAAAUUAUAAAAGAAGCAAUUGAAAACUCUAUUGGAGGCACGGCUUAUCAACAUAACAAAGUUAAUCAGUGGACUUCUGCUGUUGUGGAGUCCUGCUUAAGUCAACUUACAAAACUACAAAAACCUUAUAAAUAUAUAGUUACUUGCACAAUUAUGCAGAAGAAUGGAGCUGGUUUACACACAGCAUCAUCAUGCUUUUGGGACAACAACACCGAUGGCUCAUGCACAGUGCGUUGGGAGAACAAGACUAUGUAUUGCAUUGUAUCAGUUUUCGGCCUUGGAAUAUAAUAUUUUAAAAACAAAAACAUUUAUGUUGAUCUGUUAACACACUGUCUAAGCACAUGUAUUAUGCAAAUUUCUAAAGUUUAAAAUAAAGUCUUGCUUUAAAAUAGAAUAUUAUGUUACUUUUUCUAUAUUAAAAGAUAUAUUAGUUUUUGCACUCAAGUAAAUAACUUAUAUAGAUUAUAUAAGGUUUUUUCACUUUGGCUCAAUGUUACUUUUAACUCUUCUUGAAAAAACUUGAAUAAAUAUUGAGAAAUCAUAAAAAUAUUGCUCUACUGCUUAUAAAAUACUUAAAAAAAAUAUUUAAAUCUUGCAUCACCAUUGGAAAUUAAGUAUAAUAGUCAUUACUUAAUUUUAAGUAAGUAGGAUAUAUUUUCGUACACAAUAAAUAUAAUUGGAAAAAUGGGUUAGUUUGAUUAAAAAAAAAACAAUUAUAAAACUUCAUGAAUGUCUAGAUAAAUAUAAAAAUGUAUCAUCUAUAUUAAAUUUAGUGCAACAAUGUAUUAUCGAUAGGUUAGUACUUAGUACUUAGAGGUAAUAUGUUUCUGCUCUUAGAAAAACAAGUCUUUCAAUAUGUUUUGUGAUUAGCCUCAACUUCUCUGACAUAUUAAAAUAAAGUUAAUAACAACACU